AUGCGCGCGAACGUGGUGCGAAGCUCAUUGCGCUUACGUAAAAGAGAGCACGCGAUUGACACGGACUGUAUCCCCGAGGCCAUACGCAGGCAAAGAAAAGAAGCACCCAUUUGCGGCUUAACGUGUUCUUGCUGUUACCAUACAAUAUUGGGAUCCACAAAAAGGAGAAGAGCUUGCAGUAAUUCAGUGAUGAGCAGGCGAGACGUGUUGUCCAUGGUGGAAAGCAAGGAUGCUGAAGGUGUUUCCAAAGAGGAAGAGGAGUCAAAAGGACAAAAUAGCAAGAAGAACAACAAAGAAAUUCUUCUCGAUGCAGACUUGCAUAAAGAGUCGCCUCAGAAUGUCGACGAAAGUUACCUUGUCAAGAGACGUAAGAGCGGUGAAGAAGUUCACAUUGCAGCUAAGGCUCCUCGCCAAAGGUCUUGCCUAUCCUCAGCGGAGUCAUGCACCGAUUGCGAUGGGAACGAUGCGUUGGAAUCUGAUCAGCUAUAUGCGAUAAAGGGCUCCGAGAUGCAAACUCUGUGGAGCAUGAGAUCAUCCGCGCCAGCUGCAAGUGGACAACGCAAUCAAGAUCUUCGGAUCACCAGGAGCAUGGCUGCAAAGUUGACUACGCUGAAAGAGCUGGACGAGGUCACCGAUUCAGAUGCGGGCUUUCCGCCUUCAAAUGAAAAUGCAUCCACCAUGGGGGACGAUGAAGCCGAGUCAGUCUGUUUUGAGGAGAAUACUAGGAAAGCAAGGGUGCUGCGACCUAUACGUCGGAGGAGGAGAAAGCUGAUUACGAUGAGAAAGGCUAGAAGAAAGCCACUCGGCACCAUCUUUGGAAGCCCUCGGCAGAAGAUUGAGAUUGACGAAUGGGUUGAAGAAGGGAAAGGAAUGUACACCAGAGAUGCAGUCAUCUUGUUUGACAGGGUACAAUCCGAAGUGGAGAAGUCAAGGAUACAGAAACUCUCGCCGAACGGCAGUAUUGAAGUGGUGAAUUUGGGAGGCAAAUAUGAGAUCAAGACAUCUUACUGCGGUAACUAUCCUGCCGAAUAUUCUGCUCUGAGAGCCCUUUAUGUAUGUGACGGUUGCUUCUCCUACUUCGCUCAACAGCAGACUCUUUUCCGUCAUAUGAUUAAAUGUUUAUAUCGUUAUGCUCCUCCAGGAAAUGAGAUUUACCGCGAUGAAGAGCGUAAUGUUUCAGUUUUUGAGGUGCACGGAAAAAGCGAUGCUAUGUAUUGCUCAAAUCUAUGCCGGUUGACUAUGCUUUGGCUGGAGAACAAGGUUAUCUUCAUGGAUGUUGAGCCCUUCAAUUUCUAUAUUCUCACUAUGUUCCUCGAUGGUGGAUUUCGUGCCCUUGGUUAUUUUAGCAAGCAGUGCUCUUAUCUUAAGCACAAUUUGUCAUGCUUCUGUAUAUUUCCUUGCUAUCAAGGCAAAGGUUACGGUACUUUUUUAAUCGAUCUCAAACGUCCAUUCUCGGCCAAAGGUCUUAUUGUUUACAAGAAGUAUUGGUGCAGCACUCUGAUACAAUACUUGUAUUUGAAGGCGCUAGAUAUUGGAUGGGAAAAUCUUCAGCUGACCCUUGCAGAAGUAGCCAAAGAUACUGGGAUCGAGAUAAGUGACAUAAUUGAAUCGUUGACUGGUUUAUGCGACUUUGAGUGGACCAGGAACUAUAGAUCGCUCAUAAUAAAGAUUACUGAGCAGAGCAUCAUGGAUAUUGGGAGGCAUAUAGUCGAAAGAAAUGCUAAAAAGCUUUCUGCGAAUGUGCAAAACCUAACUCCAUUGUUUGAGCAAAGUGGUACAUCGCUUUGGCCUUGGUAAACCACACUUGCAAGAUUUCGUUAUUUGGAAACUGGACAAUGUCAAGCAGAUCUAUCGGGAAUUAUGUCGAAUUCUAUCAAAAUAUGUUCAUUCACAUUAUCCUUUAGCUGUAAGAUGUGCUGCCUACAGCUUUCAAUAAUUAGCAGAUGUACAUUUUUAGCAUUCUUAUGUGUUUUCACAUCUGUUUUUCCUCUUUGCUUUUCUCAAAUAUAUCAUCUCUAAGAUGAAUAGUAUUGUGCUUUCUUAUGUGUCACUAUUUCUCCAAUCAAAUCUGUUUUUUUU
This is a messenger RNA of Cylicocyclus nassatus, 2079 nucleotides long. The record is from the annotation of a GenBank genome assembly. NCBI's taxonomy places the organism in Eukaryota, Metazoa, Nematoda, Chromadorea, Rhabditida, Strongylidae.